AUGGAAUAUUUAUCUGUUCACUUAAAUGAUUUAUCUGAUAAAAUUCUUAUUUAUAUUUUGAAAAAACUGUCUAAUAUCGAUGUACUUUAUUCUUUAUUUGGUGUUAAUAAACGAUUAAAUAAAAUAGUAUGUAAUUCUAUUUUUACGAAUCAUUUGACUUUACUGAAAUCUUCAUUGAAUUAUUGUGUUUUAUCAUUAUCUGAUCGAAUACUUGAUCGAUUUUGUGUACAAAUCUUGCCUGAAAUUCAUAAUAAAAUCAAAUGGCUUGAUCUUGAACCAUUUUCAAUGGAACGUAUUCUUCUUGCUGUAAAUUAUCCUAAUUUAUAUGGAUUUGGUUUAUAUAACAUUCAAGAAGAAAAAGCUAUAUAUCUUUUUAAUGAUGAAAGUCUUUUCACUCGUAUGUUCAAAAAUCAAGUUUCAUCACUUGUUAUCAGUAUUAAUGCAAAUGGAUCACUAAGUUCAAGAGAAGAUGUAUAUGCACAAUUAUCAUUUGGUAUUUCAUCUCCAAAUGUUUUCUCUUCAACUCUGUUAGAAUUACACGUUUGUCUCAGUCAUUUUACUGAUUGUCUUUAUUUACUUGAUGGACGUUUCAAUGAACUUCGUAUACUUCAUGUUAAUAUUAAUUUCAUUUCUUCUUCAAAUUUAACAAUUGAUAAUCAAAAAAAACUUCCUAAUUUAAGAUCCUUUUCAUUGCACUGUAAUAGAGAUACAUAUGUUUAUGAUGAAUUAAUUGUACCACUUCUGUAUCGAAUGUCUGAUUUAGAAAAACUUGAUUUGUCUCUUAUAAUUUCGGGCAAAGGAACAUUUGUUGAUGGUAAUGAUUUGAAGACAAAUAUUAUUAAUAAGAUGCCAUUCUUGAACAAAUUUACAUUUAAUAUUCGUUCAUUCAGUCAUUUUUAUAAUCAAAUUAAUAUACCGUCAAAUGAAGAUAUUCAACAUACACUCAAUGAUUAUAAAGAUAAUCAAAUUAUUUCUUGCGUUGAUUAUUUUCCAAACAGAAAUUCUAGUCAAGGUCAUAUUUAUUCAUAUCCAUAUAAAUUAAAACAUUAUGAUAAUAUAACAAAUAAUUUUUCAGGUGGAAUAUUUAAAUGUGUUCGCGAAGUAUCAUCAUUUGAUGAACGUUCUUUUGAACAUGAAUUUUUUCUUCGUAUUGCUGAAUCAUUUCCAUUGAUGGAGAAAUUGACUUUAAUUAAUAUGAAACCACAAAUUAACAAAUUUUAUCAACAAUCAAAAAAUGACCAUCAACAUUUGUCAAUUGUGAUUAAAUAUUCUCAUCUUACGGACCUUAAUCUUACAAAAAUUGACGAAGAUUAUCCUGAACAAUUUUUACUCGAUACUAAAAUGUCUUUACCAAAUGGGAUUUUUCUUCAGACCGAUUAUCAAUUACUAAACAGCGUCACACACAAUUUUACAAGAAAUGAAACACGACAGAAUUGUGCAAAACUGAAAAUUAUCUUUUUCAUUAACAAAUCAGAAUUUCCUGAACAUUUAAAAGAUUAUUUUCCUUGUGCUAAAAUACUUUGA
Rotaria sordida is the source of this 1524-nucleotide messenger RNA. The record is from the annotation of a GenBank genome assembly. NCBI's taxonomy places the organism in Eukaryota, Metazoa, Rotifera, Eurotatoria, Philodinida, Philodinidae.